Molecule: messenger RNA, 2361 nt
Organism: Neomonachus schauinslandi (Hawaiian monk seal)
Lineage: Eukaryota; Metazoa; Chordata; Mammalia; Carnivora; Phocidae
Gene: PPP2R2A
Product: protein phosphatase 2 regulatory subunit Balpha
Exons: 10
Coding region: 296-1639 (447 amino acids)
Biological process (GO): peptidyl-serine dephosphorylation
Cellular component (GO): cytosol; protein phosphatase type 2A complex
Molecular function (GO): protein binding; protein phosphatase regulator activity
Source: RefSeq, a predicted model, not a curated record
CAUUUUGAAAGUGGAGUCGCCUGCCCCUGCCGCUGCCGCCGCCGUCGCUGUCGUAGCUGCCGCCGCCGCUGCUGGAGAAAGAGCGAGAGCGGGGAAGCCCCAGAGUGAAAUCCACCAUUCUGCUGGCUGAUCUGCCCGCCCCUCCUUCCUUCUCCCCCGACCCCCGCCCUCUCCCCCCCACAGGUGCCAUCCGCCGCCAUCCGCCCUCUCUACCCCCCCAUCCCCAGGUGAGGGGGGUGAGUUCAGGAAGCAGAGACCCCGAGGAACCCAGCAGGGUCACCAUUUGCAGCGCAACAUGGCAGGAGCUGGAGGAGGGAACGAUAUUCAGUGGUGUUUUUCUCAGGUGAAAGGAGCAGUAGAUGAUGAUGUAGCAGAAGCAGAUAUAAUUUCUACAGUAGAAUUUAAUCAUUCUGGAGAAUUACUAGCAACAGGAGAUAAAGGUGGUAGAGUCGUCAUCUUUCAACAGGAGCAGGAGAACAAAAUCCAGUCUCAUAGCAGAGGAGAAUAUAAUGUUUACAGCACCUUUCAGAGCCAUGAACCAGAGUUUGACUACUUGAAAAGUUUAGAAAUAGAAGAAAAGAUCAACAAAAUUAGGUGGUUACCACAGAAAAAUGCUGCUCAGUUUUUAUUGUCUACCAAUGAUAAAACAAUAAAAUUAUGGAAAAUCAGUGAAAGGGACAAAAGACCAGAAGGGUAUAACUUGAAAGAGGAAGAUGGAAGGUACAGAGAUCCUACCACAGUCACUACACUACGAGUGCCAGUCUUUAGGCCCAUGGACCUAAUGGUUGAGGCCAGUCCACGAAGAAUAUUUGCCAAUGCUCAUACAUAUCACAUCAACUCAAUUUCUAUUAAUAGUGAUUAUGAAACAUAUUUAUCUGCAGACGAUUUACGGAUUAAUCUUUGGCAUCUGGAGAUUACAGACAGGAGUUUUAAUAUUGUGGAUAUCAAACCUGCCAAUAUGGAAGAGCUAACAGAGGUGAUUACGGCAGCAGAAUUCCAUCCAAACAGCUGCAACACGUUUGUAUACAGCAGCAGUAAAGGAACUAUUCGGUUAUGUGACAUGCGGGCCUCUGCCCUCUGUGAUAGGCAUUCUAAACUGUUUGAAGAACCUGAAGAUCCCAGUAACAGGUCUUUUUUUUCUGAAAUCAUCUCCUCUAUUUCUGAUGUAAAAUUCAGCCAUAGUGGUCGAUAUAUGAUGACUAGAGACUAUUUGUCAGUCAAAAUUUGGGACUUAAAUAUGGAAAACAGGCCUGUGGAAACAUACCAGGUUCAUGAAUACCUCAGAAGUAAACUUUGUUCACUGUAUGAAAAUGACUGCAUAUUUGACAAAUUUGAAUGUUGUUGGAAUGGAUCUGACAGUGUUGUCAUGACCGGAUCUUACAAUAAUUUCUUCAGAAUGUUUGACAGGAACACAAAGCGAGACAUAACCCUAGAAGCGUCACGGGAAAACAACAAACCUCGCACGGUUCUGAAGCCACGCAAAGUCUGUGCAAGUGGCAAGCGAAAGAAAGAUGAAAUCAGUGUUGACAGCCUAGACUUCAACAAGAAAAUUCUUCAUACAGCCUGGCACCCCAAGGAAAAUAUCAUUGCUGUAGCUACUACAAACAAUCUGUAUAUAUUUCAAGACAAAGUGAAUUAGGGUUGGCAUUCCCAGCAGAAGAGCCCACUUCCUGCUUAGUUGAGAUAGUUGAAUCUAGCAUUCGUACCUAAAAAAGAGAGAGGUCCAUUGUGGCGCCCCUUUCCAGUGUUUGACAAUGUGCCAUUCGACAACACAUUUUUUAUAGCUACAUGGAGAAAUCUCUGUGGAUUCAUCACUGUGGUGUUCUCCAUGUCUGCUAGCCAUGUAGGUAAGGGUAGGGCACUUUUAAUUUAAAUGACUUCUUGCACCAUCUUGCCUAAUGGACUAGAUUGGACUGUAUCAACAUUGAUUUACUCCACUUUUUAUGCCUUCCAUUGUGAUGACGUCAAACACAGUGAAAGCCUUCAGUCAUGCUUAUGGGAUUUAAUUGUGUAUCCUCAUUACUGUAUCAUUUGUGGGGUACACCCCUCCCCCUUUUUUAAAUUAAAUACAGCUCAUUCUUACUGUGGCUUGUAGCAUUCCUCCUCUUCUGGCCUCCUGGACUCUUCCCCUUCAUCUCUUUUACCCUUGCCCCCUCCACCCAGUCUUGGUGGUGGUAUAUUAAAAAAAAAGAACGAACGAAAGCACACGAAAUGAGUCAGUUUGGGGUCAGUGGUAAAGGGGGUAUAUGUUGCGAACAAAUGUUUUAACAACAGUUGGCUGUAAUCACUCCUUGCCGUGUCUGGCACCGAAAAUAAGGAAAAAAAUACUACUACUGAAUAAAAGUGACAAAGAAUGGAGAA